AUGUCAAAUCCUUUGAAUGAAACAAUUGAAAAGAUUAUUAAUGAAAGGAUAAAACAAAAAUAUGAUUUGUUUAGUGAUUUUGAAGAAAUUUGUAAAGGCCCAUUCGGGAUCGUACGCAAAGCGACGUGGGGAGAUAAGAUAGUUGUUCUUAAAAGCUUAAACAGUGAUACAAAUGAAAUAUAUAUAAAUGCGUUCGUUAAUGAGCUUCAGAACCACAUUAAAGUUGACGGGCAUGAACAUCAAAAUAUCAUCCAAUUUUAUGGAGUUACUAAAGGCAAUUAUACAUCAUUAAAAACUUCUGAGAAUUAUAAGUAUUAUAAUAUCAAAUUAAUGAGAUUUACUUCUACGGAUAAUAUCGUUCGAAGUCAAACUCAUAAACAUGAAGCUGCUGGUGAAGCUUCCCAAUCGAAUGAAAAAACAUCUCAAUCAAAUGAAGAAGCAUCUCAAUUAAAUGAAGAAACUUCACAAUUAAAUGAAGAACCUUCUCAAACCAAUGAUGAGGCUUCUCAAAUCAAUGAAGAAACUUCAACUAUAAUCACCAAAGAACAUAAAGAAGAAAUUAUUUCUUGGAUUAAUCCUUCACCACACGAUACACAACAUGAGCUUAAACUAAUUUUUAAAGGUAGCAGAGAUGGGUUUGAGAAAAGCACUUUUUAUAACAAGUGUAAAAAUAUAGAUAAUACCAUAAUAAUUUUGAAGGUUUUAAAAACUGGAGAGAUUUUUGGUGGAUAUAAUCCUCUUACCUGGAAAGUAAUUGGUGGAAAAAAAUAUAAAAAAACUGAUUCUAGUUUUAUUUUUUCUCUAAAAACAGAUGAACAACGAACUUCUACACUUAUUAAAGUCAAAAAUAAGGAUUUUGCAAUUUGCUGUUUGAAGGACUUCGGUCCAUCGUUUGGAUAUUUAGAUCUCUUUGUAUCUGGAAAUGAUUUAAAAACUUGGAAAUGUUGUCAGCAAAAUUACGAAAAAGCAAUCAAAGUUAUAGAGAGCGAAACUCAAUAUCUAGAAUUUCAAAUAGAAGAUUAUGAA
Molecule: messenger RNA, 1026 nt
Organism: Dentiscutata heterogama
Lineage: Eukaryota; Fungi; Glomeromycota; Glomeromycetes; Diversisporales; Gigasporaceae
Source: the annotation of a GenBank genome assembly